Messenger RNA from Parus major (Great Tit), 2381 nucleotides. RefSeq lists its product as uncharacterized. Bases 1 to 924 code for a protein of 307 amino acids. Lineage: Eukaryota; Metazoa; Chordata; Aves; Passeriformes; Paridae. The transcript is spliced from 2 exons. The record is from RefSeq and is a predicted model, not a curated record.
AUGCCUCCCUUGCCCCGAGACCGCUUUAUUGUGAGCUGUUUUCAGCAAGCCCGCCAUGCUGGAGAGCACAGGCAGCUGGCAGUGCCACGGCGGGUGGACGGACUGAGGCGUGUAGCACUGAACCGAACUGUGCAACCCCUCCACGAGUCCGGACUGGAGGGGGUGACGGGGCCGCGAGCUACCGCCGACUGCGCCGCAGCCGAGAGGAGCACGACAAAGCAGCAAAGGCGCCGCUGCGCCAAGGAGGUGCUGCACCAAGAUGGAGCGUCCAAUAGCUGCACCGAUCUGUUGUGCAGUAGCAGAUCUUCCCUUGGCUCCACGGUGGUGCUGCACCGUGCCUCAGAACGCCACCAUUGUGGCCCCACAGCUCAUAGCCACGCCGCUGACGCACACCACUCCUGGUACUGUCCCACAAGUGGAGCCGCCCACGCCCCUCGGCACCAUGGAAACGCCUGGAACCGCCCCUGCCCAGAGCUGAUUGGCUCAGCCCAGAAGCCGCGCCCGCGGUCCCGCCUCUGCUGGCCACGCCUGCCUGCCGCUGCUGGGGGCGGGGCCCGAGCUGAUGUCACGUGGUGUCCGAUCCAUACCCGGAAGUACUCGGGAAGCAGGGCGUGGAAUCCCAGCGCCGGACUCCGGUUUCGCACCUGCACCUGGUGCAGCCCUGGCUCCAGUUCAGCUACAGCGAAGGCCCCAUCAGCCGCAAGGAACCGAGGAAUCGCUGAUGGAAUCACGAGAUAUCACAUAGGGAACCUUUACCUUACUACCAGCUCCGAAGGACAAGCCCCUACAAUCCUGUUGUCAGAAGCUUCAACUCCAUUGAUGUUCAGAACAGAAACCAUCCCCACUCGAGACCCGCUGAUCUUUUGGAUGGAGUACAAUGGCACUCUGACAUCAAGAGAAUGGCUGCACAGCUAUAUCACGUAGGUUUUGCCACUCAUCCUGGAAUUCCAACAGGAAGACAGACUGCAACCACAAGACACCCAAAAUGAGGAAAUCACAGAAAAUGGGCUGCCACCUUGCCUAAUAUUUUUGGAGGCUUUUGUAAGUGAAUUGCUGUGGCAAAAGAUUGUACUUCAGUAACUGUGGACUCCUGAGGGGUACAAAAUAAUUGCCCCAAAACAGCUACCAGCAAAGGGAUUUUCAGAAUACAUAGCAAGGAUUCAGCAGCUGGCACAUCUCAUUCUUCAUGUUAAGCAGAAGUGAUCCAUCCUAUAGUACCAGUGUACAUGUUUAUAUGAGUAAAACUGAGGAAAGAAUGAUAGAAUGGGUGGAGAGUAAGUUUUGUUUAAAAGCAAUAUCACCUUUCCUUCUCAUAGGGUUUUGUAUUGAUUUUCAUUACUUUAAUUUGAAAGGAUUACAGUCCUUGUUUUUUUAAUAUAUCACCGUCAUAUUGGGUAUUCAGCAGCUUCUAGGCAAAUGUUCUAAAACUUGAUCUAUAGUUGUCAUAAAUCUCUGAUGAUUCAAUAAUCAAUGAUUAAUCCAUACAAAGUAGGACAGGUUGGGAUAUGGAGAGCUUCUCAUCUCAGACUUCCUGGUAUGAAGAAUGUUCCACCCUUUUAUUUGUGGGAGUACGGUCUGACAAAUUAAAGGAAGGUGAAUAUACACAUGCAAGGAUUGAGCAGUGGUAAACCAGGUCUACUUACUCUAGUCUUACUGCAAAAGCCUAAAAGUGAUCUCUGGCCCUUCCCUCAUUCACACACAUUUAUCACAUCCUGUGAAGUUUGGUGCAGAGAAAGACUUCUGCUAUCAGCAGCAUACUCGGUUGCUUGCAGUUCAAAUUAGCCUGUGAGGUGCCACUUGAGAAACUGCAAUGUAGUUUCAUGGAGAGAGUGUUCAAAAAGACCUUUAGAUCCUGAUUUCUCCAGAGACAGAGAAAUACCGUCUCUGCAGCAUUGUCUCUGAUGUCAACCUCAGGCCUCUUCUAUGAAAGAGAUGACAGUACUGCUUUCUCUCCUCUUUCCUCCUUAGCUUCUAUCUGUGUGCUAGGUGAGACCAUCCUCUCCAGGACUUCAAAGAAUGUAAAUUCUUAGCAUAUAAACAUUGACACUUCUAGGCAGAUUUUUAGGGUUUAAGCAUCAAGCAAAAUGGAACUUUUGGGAAUCUAAAAUUUGAAAGUCGGCACCAAGAGGGAUAACUGGACAACACUUGAAUGUGUAACUCUUUGCCUUGCUAGAAUUAUUAAUACCACUUCUUCCUUCCUGCAUUUUGACCUUCUUAGAAGAUCAUCUGGUUACUCUCAGACUACUUCCACAUUUGAAAUAAAGAGAAGCCAAGGUGAUAUAUAUGUUCAUGUUUAACAUAAAUGCAAUUGUUAUAAAUUUGUAUUGUGAUAUUGGCUUUCGCAGAUGAAUAUUAUAUAUUAAAUACUUUUUAGCUAUGUA